GUAUUGAUGAAUUAGUUAAGAUGGAUUGGCCUUAGAUUGGAUCUCAUGAUCAAGAAAUGGAUUCAGUCUUUGAAGACGUUCGUGCGUCUUUACCUUGCAAGUGAGAAGCAGCUCUGCGACCAAGUAUUUGAGGAGUGUGACUCUGCAAAAUUGCAUUGUUUCAUUGAGGUUUCGAAAUCUUCGAUGUGGCAGGUGCUGGAUUUUGUCGAAGCCAUAUGCACUGGGUCUGCAGAGCCGGAAAAGCAGUUUCGGAUACUUGACAUGUAUGAGUUGCUUACUGAUCUCAUUCCAAAGGUAGAUGCUUUGUUCUCUGGCCAAGCUCGUUGUUUGUUUCAAAUGGAGUACCGAGAAGCAAUUAAUCGGUUGGGGUGUUGUGUGAAGAGAACAUUUUUGAAAUUUGAGACUGCAGUCCGAUGGGAGCCGUCUACGAAUCCAUUUGCGCAAGGUGGAAUUCAUCAUCUGACAAGAUUAAGGGUUCGGACCUCAGGAUCAUUUUCGGAGAUCCGUGGCUUAAAAGACAGAUUGGGAAAUUCCAACUUCAGGCUAGAGAAUAGAAGCGUGCUACAUGGGGAUCAAUCCUUGAUUUACUAAAGAGUGAACCAGGUGGUGGUGCGAGACCCGUCUCAAAGAAAAUUCUCAGAGAGAGGUUCAGGAGCUUCAUCCUUGCUUUUGAAGAGGUUUACAAAAUCCAAACAGGAUGGUUGAUCCCAGAUCUUCAGCUUCGAGAUGAGGUACAGAUAUCAGUCUCCGGGUUAGUAAUUCAAGUGUAUCGGUCCUUCCUGGAAAGCCAUUACAAUCAGCUGGAUGUUGGAGGUUACUUUGGGAAGCGCAUCAAAUACAGCACCGACGAUUUGGCAAAUCAUCUCUUGGAGUUGUUUGAAGGAUCCUCCAAGUCGCUGCACUAGCCCUGUCAUGAGGUACUAUAUCAUCAGAUGUAAGUAGUUCUCAUGUUGUAUGCAAUGUGAUAAUAGUAUUUUCUAGUCAUUCUUUGUUCAUAUCGUUUCUUCAUUUUUGUUAGCAGUUGUGUAGAAGUAGACUUAUAGAUUCUCAUGCAGUAAAACUCAGUGUUGUUAAAUUUUCUGUCACUAUGUUAGGUUCCUGAACAUAAGAUUGUUAGUAACCAACUGUCGUGUAAUUUUCAUGCUCUCACGGUCAGUAGUACAGCAUUGUAAUCCUUCAAAAAAAAAAAAAGAAAACUAGUAAGCAAAACUUGACGUACCCUAGGUUCUCUUGUAAAAUUGUCUUUAGAUUUGUGUAAGCAUUAACAAUGGGAUUCUAUUAUACCUGUUACUUGAUUGUCCCACUAGUUCAAGCCCUUUAACCUCUUUUUCCUUCAGUUGUAUUUUCGUAGUAUUCAAUACAUAUCAAACUAGUAAACUGUACAUGUUGAGCAGCUCUAUUUGGACUAUGUAUGAAACACACUGAUCAUCCCCUGCCAAGACAUUGCCAUAUUUUUUUUCUUGGGAAAACAGUACACAUACAAGCUUAGCUGCUCAGGUUUGUAGUCUGAGUAGCAUUUGGUCUAGUUAUAAGAUUAGAGAUAGUAAUAGUGCGAGCAGUACUAUCAUCUGUAGGAGAUGCUGCUGUAAUAGUCACUAGAGAAUUUAGUUGUGGCUGCCAAUCAAGCCUUAGGGGAGUACAAGUAAAUUGUCUAAAGUAAGUAAACGAAUCUGCAGAGUCAUCAAUCAUUUCAUUAUUAGUAGCUUUGUCUGGAUGUCUCCACUUCAGAUUCAGCUAUUUCACGAAAGGUUUUCCUUCUAACUUGUAUGUUGCAUAUUCGGCUCCAUCUUUGUUGCUGUCAUUUGAGAGCUUCGAUUGCUCCCACUGUGUUGCUCUGGUCCAAGGAGUCUACUUUGCAGUUGAAGCGUCUCUCCCCAAAGAUUUGUCCCUGUCUAUCCAAAUGCUGUAACAUAGCUUGUAGCCAUGUAUUCUUUGGGCUUGGGGAUUACCAUUUAAAUGUACAACAAGUAUAUAAACUAUUGUCUUCAAUUUAUUUUUGAUGUUUUUAAUA
Molecule: messenger RNA, 2011 nt
Organism: Papaver somniferum (opium poppy)
Lineage: Eukaryota; Viridiplantae; Streptophyta; Magnoliopsida; Ranunculales; Papaveraceae
Product: exocyst complex component EXO70E2-like
Exons: 2
Coding region: 46-591 (181 amino acids)
Biological process (GO): exocytosis
Cellular component (GO): exocyst
Molecular function (GO): phosphatidylinositol-4,5-bisphosphate binding
Source: RefSeq, a predicted model, not a curated record